Molecule: messenger RNA, 1795 nt
Organism: Delphinapterus leucas (beluga whale)
Lineage: Eukaryota; Metazoa; Chordata; Mammalia; Artiodactyla; Monodontidae
Gene: PEMT
Product: phosphatidylethanolamine N-methyltransferase
Biological process (GO): phosphatidylcholine biosynthetic process
Molecular function (GO): phosphatidylethanolamine N-methyltransferase activity
Source: RefSeq, a predicted model, not a curated record
CCCCUACUGGUGGUCUUUAACAAGGAUCUUUCUGGUAUUGAUUUCUAGUUUGAUUCUGUUAUGGUUCAAGAACAUACAUACUUUUACUUUUUCUUUCUUUUUCUUUUAUGUGCACUUGAGAGGGAUGAGCCUUCUGCUGUUAUGGGGGCUGGUGCUCUGGCCCACCUUGUCCUCACCGAUUUUCUGCCUACCUGUUUUGGCUUCAUGUGUUAGCCUCAGUUUUUUAGUCUGAAAAAUGGGCACAGGGUUGUGGGCGGACUCAGUCACAGAGUAAUAAGUGAGCUUCCUGUAUCAUCUCACUUAAUCCUCCUGACGGUCCCAGGAAGGAGGGGCCACCCCCGUCAAAGUUUACCCUGGUUCCCACAGGGCAUCGGGCCCUGUAUCAGGACAGGCUCUGUCGCCUCUGCAAAGCCCUGGCCCAGGGCUCGGUCAGCUGGCUUCCUGUCACCACUGCCUUGGACACAGAACGUCCUUAGGCGAAGAAGCAGUCUCUCUCCCGUUCACUUGCCCGGCCUCCUUGGGAGUGUUCGGGACUUAUCCUCACUCCAGUGCCUGAACCCGGAAUCUGAAAUCUGGAAUCUGGAAGCGCUGGCCUGGCCUGGCCCCCUGGGAGCCUCUGGCUUGAUUCUCUCUGAGCUGGCACGACAGCGGCCCUCGUCUUGCUGGGUGGUGGCCCAAGGCAGACCUCUGCGUUAUGACCCGGCUGCUGGGCUACGUGGACCCCUCAGAACCCCACUUUGUGGCUGCAGUCCUCACCAUCGCUUUCAAUCCGCUUUUCUGGAACGUGGCCUUUGCGAGGAUGGAGACUCCUCCUGCUCUGCAUGAAGCCGAUGACAGCCGUCCUCUGGAUGGACCACACUUCGUCCACGUGCCCCGUUCGGUCGCGAGAUGGGAACAUAAGACCCGAAAGCUGAGCGGGGCCUUCGGGUCCCCCCACCUGGCCUGCUGCACCCUGGGCGGCGCCAUCCUGCUUCUCAACGUGCUGCGCUCCCACUGCUUCACGCAGGCCAUGCUGAGCCAACCCAGGAUGCAGAGCCUGGACAACCCCUUGGCCUACCGCAUGGGCCUGGCACUCCUGGGAGUGGGCGGCGUGUUUGUCCUUUCCAGUUUCCUGGCUCUGGGCUUCACGGGGACCUUCCUAGGAAGAAAGGUUCCCGCGGCUCCCCGGCCCCGAGCCCUCUGUCCCCAGACAGCGAUGACGCCGCUGCCACUCCUCCUGCCCUGCUUGUGCCUGGAGCUCAAGGGACGUCGGGGAGAGGGGCCCUUAGUGAGCAGUGCUGCGCCGGACACUGUGCCUGUGUCUCAUGCCUCUAGGGGAGGCUUCUCGGGGCGGCCACACGCUCCCCUGCGACUACUUCGGGAUCCUGAAGGAGACCAGAGUGACCACGUUCCCGUUCAGCGUCCUGGACAACCCCAUGUACUGGGGCAGCACAGCCAACUACCUGGGCUGGGCCAUCAUGCACGCCAGCCCCGCCGGCCUGCUGCUGACCACGGUGGUGGCGCUCACCUACACGGUCGCCAUCCUGUAUGAGGAGCCCUUCACCGCUGAGAUCUACCGGCAGAAAGCCUCCCAGGCCCACAAGAGGAGCUGACGGACCGCGGCCACUCCGUGGGGGUCCCCACCUCGGGCUUGCCCCGAGCACACGCCCCUCGAGGGGAGGGGGAGAGCGGUGCCUGGCCUGGGCCGUCCAGUGCCUUGGAAACGUGGCUUGGGGGCCUGGAAGGCACCGUGUGGCCCCAGAGCCCCCUGCCCUGCCACCCACCACAUCCUGACCAAUAAAGGCGCCUGACCCCA